Nothoprocta perdicaria is the source of this 3040-nucleotide messenger RNA. RefSeq names its product deoxynucleotidyltransferase terminal interacting protein 2 (gene DNTTIP2). The transcript is spliced from 6 exons. Gene Ontology annotation, molecular function: RNA binding. Gene Ontology annotation, biological process: RNA processing. Gene Ontology annotation, cellular component: nucleolus. NCBI's taxonomy places the organism in Eukaryota, Metazoa, Chordata, Aves, Tinamiformes, Tinamidae. Bases 329 to 2671 code for a protein of 780 amino acids. The record is from RefSeq and is a predicted model, not a curated record.
GCACGGAGUCACCUCUGCGAGCCGGGUGACGCGGGGAGACGCUCCCUGCCUGCAGCAGCUGAAACAGCCGCUAGCACGGCUUGGAUUUUGGAUAGCCCAGGCAAUUGGGGAUGUCUGGGCCCGUUGCUAGGCCCGAGUGUUUUGUAGUUGGGAAAGAUCUUUCUGAAUGUUACCUUUGGGUUUUCCUCCCAUCAUUGCCUUCUAGAGCCUUUUAGGAUUAAACAUUAAAAAAGAAAAAAGGGGGUGGAUUAGUGUUUAAUAAAGCAUAUUUUCUUUGAGAUUGUCCUAUUUGUGAAUAGCAGGCUUUUUUAUUCCUUUUUUAUUCCAGAUGGCAUCUGCUGAAAACAGUACUCCUGUAUCUAUGAGGAUGACCAGAGGGAGGAGUAAAGCAAUUUGCAGGCCGGAGGUCAUUCCUGAAUCCCAACUUGAAGAGCUGGAACAUGCAGAAGCAAAAUCAGAUGUCAGUGAUACUGUAGAGAUGCAAAUAGCUAGAAAUCAGGGCAAAACUGUUGCAAAAUCAGUUGCUGAACCGCAAGCUGAUGGGGAUGUGUCUGAAACUGAAUCGAAUUGCUCUUCUGUGUCUGGUCUUCAGACACCAUUGAUCAUAAGGGUGACAAGAAGACGACAGAUAGUAGUUCCUUAUCAGCCAGAUUCUCCUGCCAAAAGAAGGCAAGACAGGACAGCUUUUCUAAAGGAGUUAAUGAACACUCAGGAUGAAGAUGAUGUCUCUGAAGCAGAGUCUUGUUCUUCUGCUGUUUCUGGUGUCCGAACGCCUAAUGUCACCAAAAGUACAAGAAGCAGGCAAAGGAGAAAAAAAGUGCAAUCAGAACCAAUUUUUGAAGCCCAAGGCGAAGAUGUUUCUGAUGCAGAGACAUGCUGCUUUCUUACAGAACCAUCUGUCACUACCAAACGAAUUACUAGGAGUAUGCAGAUGAAGUCACAAAAAGAAAAUGCUGAGCAGAUUGAGAAAGCAAAUAAAAUUGCUUCCGAAGAUCAGAUAUUAAUUGAAGACACAGCUAAAUUGGAGCCAACAACACUUUCUAGUUCUGGACCUGCUGCAAAAUGCCUCUCUGAGGCAGAAGACUCUCUUGCUCAGGGUGAUAAAGAACCAAGUCCUCUUAGGAGCAAACAUUCUCCCAGAUCUGCUAAUACAACCCUGAGUGAAGAUGUGAAACAAGAUUUUUUGAAUGACACAACACCCAGCAGUCCUGCAAAAGUAACACAAAGAAGUAUCACAGAAUCGCCUAGAAAAAACGCAGUAAAGGAUAUACAAGCUAUUGCUGCAGAUGGUUCAAAGGAAGUAUGUAGCCAAGUACAAGAAAAGUGCAAUCAAAUAUAUAUGGCAGGGGAGGAACCAAAGAGCAUGGAUCUUGCUUUGACUGACCACACGAGUGUCAAACAAUCCUUAAAAUCCCCAGGGCAAGUAACACCAAAUAAAAGCAAAAAAGAUCUCCAGCAGGAAGGAGCAGAUAAUGAGGUAGCUGUACAGGAGUCUUUCAACCAUGCUGAUGAAUUGAGUGUGGAUAAGCCAUGUGAUGUAGUGAGCAGCCCACAAAAGGAGAAGGCUAUUGCACAAGUGACUGGUAGCAUUGGUGGUGAAUCCAGAAUGCUUGAAACUGGGGGAGACAGUGAUGAAAAUGAAACGGGACAAUACAGCGAACCUGAAUCACAUGGCAGCGGAAGAUCUAACAGCAAAAAUGAUUCUUUCACAUUAUUUCUGAAUAAAGAUGAAAGCGAUGAAUCUGAGAAUAGUGAUAUAGCAGACACAUGUAUAGAGGAAGAGGAACUGAUUAACACUAGAGCAAAUAAGAGAACACCUUCAUUCAAAAAAUCUUUAAAAGAAGAUACACUCCAUGCCGAAGGGCUUUUUGUAAUCGAUACUGAGCCAGGCAUGGGUUCUAGCCAACAGUAUUACUUAGAUCGGGUAGACCUGGUUAGUGAUGCUGGAACUGAGCAUGAAGGAGGUGCAAAAGGUGAGGAAUCCUCAGAUGUGGAAGAUGCUGAAGAGGAUUUGAUAGAUGAAGAGGAGAAAGAUAAACAAGAAGUAGUGUUGCAAAAUAAGAAGAAUGUUUUACAUCUGUCCAGCAGCAUAGAUCCUGGUUUGAAUAUUAAGAAGCUUGGAGGUUUAUAUAUUAGCUUUGAUGCAAAAAAACAAAAAUCUAGAUCAAAUGUGAUUAAGCAACUGAAGGAGAAAAAGCAGGAUGAGCUUCUACAGAAGAGUAUAAUAACUCCAGAUUUUGAAAAAAAGGAAUGUGUUCCACCCUUUAGGGAGUCCCUUCACCAGCUGAAGAAACAGCGCAAGGCAGAGCGAGAGAAGACAACAGGUGAUAGUUGGUUUGGUAUGAAAGCCCCAGAAAUCACAAGUGAACUGAAAAAUGAUCUCAAAGUUUUGAAGAUGAGAGCUUCGUUGGACCCUAAGCACUUUUAUAAAAAGAAUGACAGAGAAGGUUUACCAAAAUAUUUCCAGGUUGGAACUGUGGUUGAUUCUCCUGUAGACUUUUACCACAGUCGAAUCCCCAAGAAACAAAGGAAGAGAACAAUUGUUGAAGAGUUGCUUGCAGAUUCUGAGUUUAGAAGAUAUAAUAAAAGGAAGUAUCAGGAGAUCAUGAGUGAAAAAGCAGCUUUUGCAGCAGGGAAGAAGAAUCGGAAGAAGAAGAAGUUUCACAAUUAAGACUAUUAAGAAGUUUCACAAUUAAGACUUGAAGAAAAAUAACAACCUGGAACAACUUGUUUGUUAUAAACUAUUUUACAGAAUGCUUACUGGUGUUUUUGUUUUCUUGAUUGUGUAAAUUGAGGUUUGGGGAAAUUUUUGUGCCUGGGCAUUUGUAUAGAGGUCUUUUUUUAGGUACCUUUAUCAGGUAUCUUAAAGUGGAUUUAUGUGAAAUACUUAAUGUUAAGUUAAAAAGAUGAUGACUUGAAGGCGUAUUAUUAAUCUAAGCACUUAAUUCAAUUUAAUGAAAUCGGGUCCACUGAGCUUUCAGUCUUCAUUAACUCAGGCAUGAAUGGAUUAGAAAGUUCAGCUUGUUCAAGUAGUAUUCCA